CUGGGACCAGUGUAUAGCCUUCUGUAUCCUGAGCCUUUGCCCUGUGUUCCGAAAGAAUUGGAUCACAUGCGGGCUCAAAGGAUGAGUGCAAGAUUUUAUUGAAUGAUGGAGGUGGCUCUCAGCAAGUUCGAAGGGGAGCCCGAAGUAGGGGAUGGAGUGGGAAGGUAGUCUUCCCCUGGAGUUGGGCCAUCCAGCGGCCAGAUUUUUCUCCGACCUUCCCCAGCGGAACCCACCUCCCUCGGCAUCCAGACAUCCCUCCUCUUCUCUCUCUGCCGCCGUGUUCCGCUGUGAUUAGUCUUGAUGUUCAGCCGUCUAAGUGUGCCCGCUAAGGUGCUGGGUUUAUGUGGGGACUGGAUGAGGAGCAUGGAGGGCCAAAAGGCAACAUUUUGGACAGGAAAACAGACAUAUCUGUCCUCAUUUAAGGUUGGGGUGGGGCCUUUCCCGGGGCACUGCCCUCUUCUACCCAGUAUUUGCCUGUCUCCUUUCCUUAUCAAAGACUCUCACUAAAUCAACCAGAGCUAAGAUAUGUGUACUCAAGGAGAAAAGCUGAAAGGCUUCUGUGAAGAAUACAUGGAUGGUUAACACUGAAGUGAAACCUUGCGAUUUUCCAGAAAUUCAACAUGGAGGUCUGUAUUAUGAGAGUAAGCGUAGACCAUACUUUCCAGUAGCUGCAGGAAAAUCUUACUCCUAUUACUGUGAUGCAAAUUUUGUGACUCCUUCAGGAAGUUACUGGGAUUACAUUCAUUGCACACAAGAUGGGUGGUCGCCAACAGUCCCAUGCCUCAGAACAUGCUCAAAAUCAGAUAUAGAAGUUGAAAAUGGAUUUAUUUCUGAAUCUUCUUCUAUUUAUAUUUUAAAUAAAGAAAUACAAUAUAAAUGUAAGCCAGGAUAUGCAACAGCAGAUGGAAAUUCUUCAGGAUCAAUUACAUGUUUGCAAAAUGGAUGGUCAGCACAACCAAUUUGCAUUAAACUUUGUGAUAUGCCAGUUUUUGAGAAUUCCAGAGCCAAGAGUAAUGGCAUGUGGUUUAAGCUCCAUGACACAUUGGACUAUGAAUGCUAUGAUGGAUAUGAAAGCAGAUAUGGAAACACCACAGGUUCCAUAGUGUGUGGUGAAGAUGGCUGGUCGCAUUUGCCAACAUGCUAUAAUUCUUCAGAAAAGUGUGGGCCUCCUCCACCUAUUAGCAAUGGAGAUACCAAGUCCUUCCCGCAAAAAGUGUAUCUGCCACAGUCAACAGUUGAGUACCAAUGCCAGUCCUCCUAUGAACUUCAGGGUUCUCAAUAUGUAACUUGUAGUAAUGGAGAGUGGUCAGAACCACCAAGAUGCAGAUUAAUGAAACCUUGUGAGUUUCCAGAAAUUCAACAUGGAGGUCUGUAUUAUGAGAGUAAGCGUAGACCAUACUUUCCAGUAGCUGCAGGAAAUUCUUACUCCUAUUACUGUGAUGCAAAUUUUGUGACUCCUUCAGGAAGUUACUGGGAUUACAUUCAUUGCACACAAGAUGGGUGGUUGCCAACAGUCCCAUGCCUCGGAACAUGCUCAAAAUCAGAUAUAGAAGUUGAAAAUGGAUUUAUUUCUGAAUCUUCUUCUAUUUAUAUUUUAAAUAAAGAAAUGCAAUAUAAAUGUAAACCAGGAUAUGCAACAGCAGAUGGAAAUUCUUCAGGAUCAAUUACAUGUUUGCAAAAUGGAUGGUCAGCACAACCAAUUUGCAUUAAACUUUGUGAUAUGCCAGUUUUUGAGAAUUCCAGAGCCAAGAGUAAUGGCAUGUGGUUUAAGCUCCAUGACACAUUGGACUAUGAAUGCUAUGAUGGAUAUGAAAGCAGAUAUGGAAACACCACAGGUUCCAUAGUGUGUGGUGAAGAUGGCUGGUCGCAUUUGCCAACAUGCUAUAAUUCUUCAGAAAAGUGUGGGCCUCCUCCACCUAUUAGCAAUGGAGAUACCAAGUCCUUCCCGCAAAAAGUGUAUCUGCCACAGUCAACAGUCGAGUACCAGUGCCAGUCCUCCUAUGAACUUCAGGGUUCUCAAUAUGUAACUUGUAGUAAUGGAGAGUGGUCAGAACCACCAAGAUGCAGAUUAAUGAAACCUUGUGAGUUUCCAGAAAUUCAACAUGGAGGUCUGUAUUAUCAGACUAUACGUAGACCAUACUUUCCAGUAGCUGCAGGAAAUUCUUACUCCUAUUACUGUGAUGCAAAUUUUGUGACUCCUUCAGGAAGUUACUGGGAUUACAUUCAUUGCACACAAGAUGGGUGGUUGCCAACAGUCCCAUGCCUCAGAACAUGCUCAAAAUCAGAUAUAGAAAUUGAAAAUGGAUUUAUUUCUGAAUCUUCCUCUAUUUAUAUUUUAAAUAAAGAAAUGCAAUAUAAAUGUAAACCAGGAUAUGCAACAGCAGAUGGAAAUUCUUCAGGAUCAAUUACAUGUUUGCAAAAUGGAUGGUCAGCACAACCAAUUUGCAUUAAAUUUUGUGAUACGCCUGUUUUGGAGAAUUCCAGAGCCAAGAGUAAUGGCAUGUGGUUUAAGCUCCAUGACACAUUGGACUAUGAAUGCUAUGAUGGAUAUGAAAGCAGAUAUGGAAACACCACAGGUUCCACAGUGUGUGGUGAAGAUGGCUGGUCACAUUUGCCAACAUGCUAUAAUUCUUCAGAAAAGUGUGGGCCUCCUCCACCUAUUAGCAAUGCAGAUACCAAGUCCUUCCCGCAAAAAGUGUAUCUGCCACAGUCAAGAGUCGAGUACCAAUGCCAGUCCUACUAUAAACUUCAGGGUUCUCAAUAUGUAACAUGUAGUAAUGGAGAGUGGUCAGAGCCACCAAGAUGCAUAAAUCCAUGUAUAAUAACUGAAGAAAACAUGAAUAAAAAUAACAUACAGUUAAAAGGAAAAAGUGACAGAAAAUAUUAUGCAAAAACAGGGGAUACCAUUGAAUUUAUGUGCAAAUUGGGAUAUAAUGCAAAUACAUCAAUUCUAUCAUUUCAAGCAGUGUGUUGGGAAGGGAUACUGGAAUAUCCCAGAUGUGAAUAAGAACAUUGUUACCCUAAAUGUAUGUCCAGCUUCCACUUCUCACUCUUGUAGUCUCAAAGCUUGCAAAGAUAGCUUCUGAUAUUGUUGUAAUUUCUAUUUUAUUUCAAAGAAAAUUAAAAUAAUAGUUUCAAUUUGCAACUUAAUAUGUUCUCAAAAAUAUGUUAAACUAAAUUAUUGCUUAUGCUUGUACUAAAAUAAUAAAAACUAGCCUUAUAUUGGA
Messenger RNA from Macaca mulatta (Rhesus monkey), 3227 nucleotides. NCBI's taxonomy places the organism in Eukaryota, Metazoa, Chordata, Mammalia, Primates, Cercopithecidae. The record is from RefSeq and is a predicted model, not a curated record.